Drosophila albomicans is the source of this 1968-nucleotide messenger RNA. RefSeq names its product microspherule protein 1 (gene Rcd5). Gene Ontology annotation, biological process: positive regulation of transcription by RNA polymerase II. Gene Ontology annotation, cellular component: MLL1 complex; NSL complex; Ino80 complex. Bases 68 to 1858 code for a protein of 596 amino acids. The transcript is spliced from 3 exons. The record is from RefSeq and is a predicted model, not a curated record. Lineage: Eukaryota; Metazoa; Arthropoda; Insecta; Diptera; Drosophilidae. Gene Ontology annotation, molecular function: protein binding; G-quadruplex RNA binding.
UUUUCACUGUGGUUACCAAGCACAUUUGCGUUGUUAAAAGAAAAACAAAAAUAUUGCAUAAAAAACCAUGGAAGGUACGCAAUUACCUGCUACAAUUGCUAAUAAUGCCACCCCAGCAAUAGUGAAAACAACUCUAGGACCAAAUGUUGCAACGCAUGCAGCAGGCGCUCCUCCUGCUGCCACUACUGUCAGUGUGGUGUCAUCGACAUCUGUCAACACUUGCGCAGCCCCUGUCAUACCAACAAAAACAACAAUAACAACAACUCCAUUAACAGCAUCAGUAGCAGCAACAACACUUUUGAGUAAAACUCCGAUUCACAAUUUGCCGAUUGAGUUGCUGCAAAACGACGCUGCCAAGCGUCGAAGUUCAUCGCGUACAAUAAAGCGCAAACGUUUUGACGACGAGAUCGUUGAAUAUAAUUUAACAAUACCAAACAGCCGUGGCGGCGGUGCCGAUGCAAACCGAUCAAACAGACCGCGCACAACAUCGCAGAAUUACACGGGCAUCCCCACAACACCCACGAGUUUGCUGCAGUCGCCUGCAACAACUGUUGUUACCGCGGAGACAUCACAAACUGCGGGCCUAGCUGUUGAGACGUCACUUGGAGUAGCAGCAAGCAACGUUGCAGCAGCUGCCACAACACCUGCAACACCCACAACGCCUGCAACGCCCAGCUUACCGUUGCCCACGAUUAUUGCGCCAGUGCAACAACAACAAACGCAAGCGCAGCCGAAACCCAAACCAAUUAUGGAACGUGCUCCUGCCACAGAGCGCCGUCCACGUCCCGCACGUCCGGCGAGCAACAAGAAGCCGCGUCGCAAUGGACGCCCCCUGGCACAGAUGGCCACCAAGGAUUUGGGACGCUGGAAGCCAAUCGAUGAUCUGGCGCUUGUCAUAGGCAUACAACAAACCAACGACUUGCGCAUGAUUCAUCGUGGGGUGAAGUUCUCGUGCAAGUUUACGUUGCAGGAGCUCCAGCAGCGUUGGUAUGCGCUGCUCUAUGAGCCCGCGGUGUCGCGCAUUGCCGUCUCUGCCAUGCGCAAUCUGCAUCCCGAGCUGGUGGAGUCGGUGCAGCGCAAGGCACUCUACAGCGUGCUGGAGGAGGAUCUGCUGGGCACCAUUAAGAGCACUGAUACACCCAAAUUGGAGCAGUUCCAGGCGCUGCUGGACAAGAAUGCAGCAAUCUUUUAUUGUGCGCGCACAGCAAAGUCGCUCCACAAUCAUUGGCUGCUGCUUAAGCAGUAUUGCCUGCUGCCAGAUCAAACUGUGAAGCCGCUACACGUCAGCGAGCCGCUUAGCUUCUCGGAUGCCGAGGAUCAGAUCUUCGAUCAGGACUUGCAUGAGCCACGGGACGAGGCCUUGGAAGUGGAACUCGCUCUGGCGGAUCGUCGCAACAAACGCGACAUACGUCUGCUGGAGAACGAACUCUCACGAUGGGGCGUACUCGUUGACUCUGUGCUGGGACCCACGGCAGCUAGUGAGUUUGAUAAUCAGACACUAGCUUGUCUGUGUGGACGCUUGGUGCGCUAUUUGAUGCGCUCCAAGGAGAUUACAUUUGGUCGCGAGGCCAAGGAAUGCGGCGUCGAUGUGGAUCUAUCACUGGAGGGACCUGCUGCCAAGAUAUCAAGACGUCAGGGCACCAUUAAGAUGCGCAGCAAUGGCGACUUCUUCAUUGCCAACGAGGGCAAGCGUGCGAUUUUCAUUGAUGGCACGCCGUUGUUGAGUGGCAAUAAGACUCGCUUGGCGCACAAUUGCACUGUGGAGAUCUCGGGACUGCGCUUUACCUUCUUGGUGAACUAUGAGCUCAUCAAUGCCAUACGGCAGGAGAGCGCCAAGACUUCGAAUCCACUGAAUUAGCUUAGCUUUAGAGUAACUUAGAGUUUAAGCAACUGCAGCAAGGUCGCUGUUAUGUAUUUCUAUUCUUAAAACUAGUUCUGGAAAUAUACGAGACAUAAACACUGGCAUAA